Molecule: messenger RNA, 813 nt
Organism: Monoraphidium neglectum
Lineage: Eukaryota; Viridiplantae; Chlorophyta; Chlorophyceae; Sphaeropleales; Selenastraceae
Exons: 1
Coding region: 1-813 (270 amino acids)
Source: RefSeq, a predicted model, not a curated record
AUGAUUCGCUCAAGCGGGGAACACGAAGGCUUCCACUUUGUCAGCCUAGGCCAGAAAGAUGGACCCUUGUGCAAGGCGCUUGCCGCAUGCCGGGACCGCGGGCUGGGAAUCGCGGGGGCAGGCUGGGGUAUCGCCACCUCGGGUGGCCUGGAGCUGCAGCUCGUCGUGGCUAGCGCCCUGCGUGCGCCGCCGUCAGCGGAGGCUGCGGCGGCGGCUGAGGCGGUCGCGGCGGCUGCGGCAGUCGCGGCGGCAGCCGCAGCGGCACCAGCAGCGGCGGCGGCGGGAGCGCCCGUCGUAGCGGUCUUCGCCAGCUCAGCAACUGUACCGCUCCGGCAGGACGCAUGGCUCCUGCAGGAGUCUCUGCUGCAGCAGGCUGGCGACGGGUGGAUCCCGAUCUUGCAAAACAGCGGGCAGCCGCGGAACAUCGCCGAUUCGUUUGGAAAGAACGGCACAGCCGCCCUCAACGUGCCGGCGCAUGUCAUGCGUGAGCUGCUGCCGCGUGAACUGCUGCCUUUGGACAAUGAGCCGCUGUACCUGCGGGCUGUGCGUCUGGUGGCCAGGUCAGGGGACGAGGCCGCGCUCGCUGCUGUGUCAGCCCUGCAGGCAGAGCCUGCGAACAACAGCAUGGCGCAGUUCAAGCUGCGCUGGACCAAGAACAACAGCGGCGGGGAGCACCGCAUUUACAUGCCCAUGCAGACACACCUCCGCGGCGCGCUGGUGGCCCUGCGGCACCGUGGGUUUGGGCUGACCCGCAUGCGCUGGGACGCCGGGCCCCACGAGCUUGAGAUCGAGGUCGCAAGCAUUGCGCCGUAG